GGCAGGAGGGCAGAAAGCAAGGGUCACAUCCAUGACUGUUCUCUGCACACAACUCCCUCGCCGCGCUCGCCGGCUCAGGCCUAUCCAGGGACGAAGCUGGGGUUGCACACCGGCUCCAGGAAAGGCGAAAUACCGCAGAUGGGGUGGUGGGAGUGGGAAUAUUGCGACCACCAGAGGCUGGGUUCCUGGACGGGGAUGUCCAGCAACCACAAGGAAAUGCAGAAACUGGGGAAGUUGCGGGGAGCAGGACGGCAGGGGCGCCGCGGACGACCGGGUGCACAGGCCUGAGCGAGCGAGCGAGCGCCAAACAGGACACCCGCGGUGCACACCUUGCGCCCGGCCCGCCUGCUGCUCACAGUUCCGCCAAGUACCCACAGGAGGCCCAGACUCAGCGGCGCGGGUGCAAGCGCCGGGCGGGGCCUCUGCGUACGGUCCCAUCUCCGCCUGCAGAGGGAGCAGCCGGCUCCAGGUUCCAACGCGCAUUCCAGGCCUCUUCGCCUCUCCCCUCCGCUCUUGGCUGGAAGUGGACCCCAACUGCUCCUGCGCCACUGGGGCCUCCUGCUCCUGUGCCAGCUCCUGCAAGUGCAAAGAGUGCAAAUGCACCUCGUGCAAGAAGAGCUGCUGCUCCUGCUGCCCUGUGGGCUGUGCCAAGUGUGCCCAGGGCUGCAUCUGCAAAGGAGCAUCGGAGAAGUGCAGCUGCUGUGUCUGAUGUGGGGACAGCUCUGCUCCCAGAUGUAAAUAGAGCAACCUGUACAAACCUGGAUUUUUUUUUUAUACAACCCUGAGCCAUUUGCUACAUUCCUUUUUCUAUUAAAUAUGUAAAUGACAAUAAAACAGUUUUGACUUGA
This is a messenger RNA of Chlorocebus sabaeus (green monkey), 848 nucleotides long. RefSeq lists its product as uncharacterized. Gene Ontology annotation, biological process: cellular response to copper ion; cellular response to zinc ion; intracellular zinc ion homeostasis. The record is from RefSeq and is a predicted model, not a curated record. Gene Ontology annotation, cellular component: nucleus; cytoplasm. Lineage: Eukaryota; Metazoa; Chordata; Mammalia; Primates; Cercopithecidae. Gene Ontology annotation, molecular function: metal ion binding.